Messenger RNA from Acanthosepion pharaonis, 1377 nucleotides. The record is from the annotation of a GenBank genome assembly. Lineage: Eukaryota; Metazoa; Mollusca; Cephalopoda; Sepiida; Sepiidae.
AUGCAUUUAUUUUUUUUUCUUUCUUUUCCUCUUCCCUUCUCAUAUUUACUUUCUCUCAUCGCCUUCCUUUCUUUUUCUAUUUUCUUUACAUUUAUUUAUUUUUAUUUACUUUGUUUCUCUAUUUUCCCAUCUUCUAUCUACGGACAUUUACUUUCUUUUUCUAACUUCCCUUUUUUUUACCAUGUAUUUCUUUUUUUCUCUUUUCAUCUUCUCUUCUCUCUGCAUAUAUUUUUCUCACUGUUCUUUUUUUUCUCCAUUUUUUUCUCUUUCCUCUCUACAUACAUUUUUCUCUUCCCUUUUCCUUCUUCUCUUCAUGUAUAUUUUUCUCUCUUCCUUUCUUUUUCUCCGUAUUUUUCAUAUUCCCUUCUCUCUCCGUGCAUUUCGUUUUCUUUUUUUCUUUCCAUUUUCUUUUCUCUUUACACAUACUACUCUUUCUCUUUCCGUCUCUUUUAUCAAGAUAUACUUCUUUUUUACUUUCUUGUUCCAUCUUCCCUUUCUAUGAAUAUUUUUCUCACUCUUUUUCAAUCUUCUCUUCUCUCAACAUACAUUUCUCUCACUCUUUCCAUCUUCUUGUCUCUCUACAUACUUUUGUCACUCUCUUUAUAUUUUCUGUUUCCGUCGUCUCUUCUUUCUCCAUACAUUUUUAUCUCUUUCUUUCCAUACAUUUGUCUAUCUUCCCAUUGUCACUACAUAUAUUUCUCACGCUCUCUCUUUCCAUCAUCUCUACAUAUAUUUCCCCCACCCCUCUCUCUCUCCCUCUCUCUUUCCAUCUUUUUUUUCUCUCUGCAUACUUUUUCUCUCUCCACACAUUUCUAUCCCUGUCCCUCUUUUUUUCCUAUCUUUUCUUCUCUGCAUACUUUUUUCUCUCUCUUUUCAUCUUCUCUUUUCUCUACAUACAUUUUUCUCUCACUUUCUAUAUUUCUUUAUCUCUGGCCUUUCCCAUCUUCCCUUCUCUCUACAUAUAUCUCAUUACACCAUUAUUCUGAUCUCCAUUUUUCUUCUUUACUUCUUUCCAUUCACUUCAUUCUCCAUUCUGUCUUAUUCACUCUUUCAAUUUUUCCUUUUGCAUUUUCCUAUAUUCCUUUAUACUCUGAAAUCCAUUCUAUCUUUUUAUUGCUUUAUUUUCAAUUCAUAUAUCUGUUUUACUUUGUUCUUCCAACACUAAUCUUUCUUUUUCUUUUUGUUUCUUUAUCUCAAACUGUUCAGUUUUCUUAUCUUCUUUCUUUCAAUGCUUUCCUCUUUUUUUUUUUGCUAUUCUUUAUUUAUCAUUUCCUUAGAUUUUCUUUCUUUCUUUCUUUCAAUCACGUUCCAACCAUUCUCGUUCCAUUUUUAUUUUUCACAUUUCCCUUUUUUAAACUCCAUCCCCAUUUAACUUAA